AUGGAGGCGGAGCUAAGGGUAUCAGCUGCGGCCGACCAAGAGCCCGGUAAGGUGGUGCCAUUUCGCGUUCGACACAGCCCUCCAGUGGGAAAGGUGAAGUCAAAAGAGAAAAAUGAGGAGAAGAGGAGGUGGCCUGUUGGAAAGGGAUCCGGUCCGUCCAUGGGUCCCUCCUACAGGUUGAAGUCCGUGGAUUUCUCCAACCAAGUCGAAAUCAACGCCUCCAGAAAAGCUUCUUCAGCCGGCACCUUCGCAAACGACCUUCUUAUCUGCUGGGAGCGGGCCACUAGUCUGGUGCUGGCAAGAGAGGCCAAUUUUGCGAAGCUGGCUAUGUUCGAGAAAGAUGCCUCGGAUCCCAAUCGGUUUUUCCAAUCAGCUUCUUCAGCCGGCACCUUCGCAAACGGCCUUCUUAUCUGCUGGGAGCGGGCCACAAGUCUGGUGCUGGCAAGAGAGGCCAAUUUUGCGAAGCUGGCUAUGUUCGAGAAGGAUGCCUCGGAUCCCAAUCGGUUUUUCCAAUCAGGUUAG
This is a messenger RNA of Protopolystoma xenopodis, 522 nucleotides long. The record is from the annotation of a GenBank genome assembly. Lineage: Eukaryota; Metazoa; Platyhelminthes; Monogenea; Polystomatidea; Polystomatidae.